ACAAAACUAGAAAUCUUCCUUGUGUAGGUGGCGCUGUUGUCCUUGGUUUUUCUGAAAAAAUGGCUGACACGAAAUUGUAUGACAUCCUAAAUGUGGGUAGAAAUGCCUCUGAAAGUGAGAUUAAAAAGGCAUAUUAUAAAUUAGCAAAGGAGUUUCACCCUGACAAGAAUCCUGAUGCUGGAGAAAGGUUCAAAGAAAUAAGCUUUGCCUACGAAGUCCUAUCAAACCCAGAAAAAAAAGAGAUAUAUGACAGACAUGGUUUACAGGGUAUUAAAGAAGGUGGACAAGGAGGAGGUGGUUUCGGAGCAGGCAUGUUUGAUGAUAUUUUUGGAAGUUUCUUUGGUUUUCCUGGAAUGCCAGGAAUGUCUGGUAUGGGAGGAGGGGGUAGAAGAGGAAGGCGACGGGGAGAAAAUACAAUGCAUCCACUAAGAGUAACUUUAGAAGAUUUGUAUAAUGGAAAAGCUGCAAAAUUACAAUUAAGUAAAACUAUUAUCUGUAAGAAGUGUUCAGGGUUAGGAGGUAAGCAAGGAGCAACAAUCAAAUGUAGGGUAUGUCAAGGUCGUGGUAUUAAAGUCACAUUACGUCAACUAGGACCAGGUAUGGUACAACAAAUGCAGUCAGUUUGUCCAGAUUGUCAUGGAGAAGGUGAGAUAAUCAAUGAGAGAGAUCGGUGUAAAGAAUGUAAAGGAAAGAAAGUUAGUAAUGAAACAAAAAUCUUAGAGGUUCAUGUUGAUAAAGGAAUGCAGGAUGGACAGAGGAUUACAUUUAGAGGAGAAGGAGAUCAACUUCCUGAUGUUGAUCCUGGUGAUGUUGUUAUUGUCUUACAACUAAGAGAACAUGAUAAAUUUGUACGAGAUCAUGCAGACUUGUCUUAUACACAUAGUAUAGGUUUAACAGAAGCUUUGUGUGGUUUUAGUUUUAGUUUAAAACAUCUGGAUGGACGGGAUCUCGUUAUCAGUAAUCCACCUGGAGAGGUUAUAAAACCAGGUCUGAUAAAAACUGUUGUUGGUGAAGGAAUGCCUAUGUAUAGAAAUCCUUUUGAGAAAGGUGAUAUGUAUAUUAAAUUUGAUGUCACCUUCCCACCUAAUAAUUUUAUUCCUGCUGAGAGUAUGAAGAAACUUGAAAAACUCUUGCCAGAAAGACCCAAAUAUGAAAAACCUACAGGUGAACAUGUUGAAGAAGUUGAUUUGAUCCCCUAUGAUCAGACACGAUCAAACAGAUCUGGCAGACGUGAAGCCUAUCAUGAUGAUGAUGACGAGGAUGAUGAAAUGCAUGGAGGUGGACCCAGAGUUCAAUGUGCCCAUCAAUAGAAAAUUUUAAUUAGGUGUAUAUUUCUUAAUCUGAACAAUCCCAUCUAAGUAAGUUUAUUUUUUAUAAAAAAAAUGACUUGAAGCUCUUGAAAAUAACAGUACAAGUAUCCAGUGUAGUUUUUAUUCAUCAUUGUCUUAACCAGCUAACAACUUGCAUUGUUACUUAGAAGCCACCAUUUUCUAUUUGCACUGACUGUUGAUGCUAUUUAUUAAUUUUUUUUUUUUUUUUAAACAAAGUCAUUUUUAUUUUGUUUAUUUUGUUGGGUGGAUGUGGCAUUGUUGGCUGGAAAGAAAGAAUGGGAUACUAUAAAGGAGGUCAAGCGAUCAUAUAAGUUUUCAUUUAUACAAAAAGUCAUGUUUAGUUAAAUUCAGUUUGAAUAUGUUUUAACUGAAAACCUAAUAAUAGACUAGAAGUAGUCUUAUCAAUCACUACUGUUUGUUUCUUGUAUAUUCCUCUAAAACAGUUGUAAAUUCUUUUAAGUGUGAAAGCAGCAAUGUCCAUGUAGUACCAUUACACUUAUGUCAUCUAUCAAUUGAAAUUUUGUAUUUUGGUUAUCCUUUAUGAUCAUCAGUACUAUAUUUUUCUAUGCUUAUUGUUUUUAUAAAACAGUAAUGUUCAUGCAUUAUGUUGCAAAUAUAUUGGGUUACUACUAGUACUACAGGAUUGAAGAGGAACUGGGUUCCAUAAUUAUAUUGCUGGUUUUCUUAUUACACAAGAAAUACUGUUUAUUUUAUUCAAACAGUAAAUUAUUUCACAGAUAACUAUCACAAUACUAAAGUUAUACACUUUUCCAUCAAUUGUCAUUUAUACUGAAUAAUAAUUAGGACAUAGAAGGAAUGUGAAUAACCUUUGUACUUUGAUAAGCCUUCCAUGUUAUAAAUGUAGUUGUAAUUGGCUGUAAUUCUGUUUAAAGUGUGUUUGAGAGUGUGAGUAAUGUAGUUAUAUAUUAUAUAUCAUCAAUAGGCUUGAACUUGUAAUUUUAAUAAUUAUGUAUUUUCUUAAGGUUGGUAAGUAAAUGUAUAUAAUUGUCCCCCGCCUUUCGAAGAAAGCAGGGGACUAUUAAAAUGGGUUCGUCCGUCUGUCUGUCUGUCUGUCUGUCUGUCUGUCCGUCUGUCUGUCCUUCUGUCUGUCCGUCUGUCUGUCCGUCACACUUUUUGGGACACAAUAACUCUCUUCCUAAUUGGGCUAGAAUGUUCAAACUUGGUGUAUGUGUUGAUUAGGUCAAUGCCUUGAUGGAGUUCGAAGAUGAGCAUUUUCCGCUUAGGGUAAGCAGAGAUAAGCAAUUUGAUUGGUUGAUGCUUUGGGACACGAUAACUCUCUUCCUAAUUGGGCUAGAAUGUUCAAACUUGGUGUAUGUGUUGAUUAGGUCAAUGCCUUGAUGGAGUUCGAAGAUGAGCAUUUUCCGCUUAGGGUAAGCAGAGAUAAGCAAUUUGAUUGGUUGAUGCUUUGGGACACGAUAACUUUUAAUUGAGCUAGAAUGUUCAAACUUGGUGUAUGUGUUUAUUAGGUCAAUGCCUUGAUGGAGUUCGAAGAUGAGCAUUUUCCGCUUAGGGUAAGCAGAGAUAAGCAAUUUGAUUGGUUGAUACUUUGGGGCACGAUAACUCUCUUCCUAAUUGAGCUAGAAUGUUCAAACUUGGUGUAUGUGUUGAUUAGGUCAAUGCCUUGAUGGAGUUCGAAGAUGAGCAUUUUCCGCUUAGGGUAAGCAGAGAUAAGCAAUUUGAUUGGUUGAUGCUUUGGGACACGAUAACUUUAGUUCUAAUUAAGUGAGAUUGAUGAAACUUGGUGUAUAGUUUCAUUACAGUAAUACCUUGACUAAGUUUGAUAAUGAGCAUUUUCUGCUCAGGGUAAGCAGAGCGAUACGCAAUUUGAUUGGUCGAGACUUUGGAAAACAAUAACUCUCCUACUUUGAUUGUUAGACUAUAAGUAAAGAUAUACUGUUUGAUUGUUCAAUACUUUGUAAAAGAUAAUUUGUGAUAAAUUUAUAUGUGUCCUCUAAUUAUUUUCCUAUUUCGGCGGGGGACAUCAGCCUCACUGUUGGCUUGUUUAAUAAAUAUGUAUAGGAUAAUGGAAACGGUUGAUGUGUAUUAUAUUGUGCAAAACAUCAAAACUAUUGAGGCUCAUUUUAUUAACCAUUUAAAAAAGCCACAAUUUUGAUAAAUCUUGCAUUUUAAUGCCAUACUUUCUAAAAAUACACACAUGGUAUAGUGCUCAUUAGUUACCUAUUGGAAUCGAAAUCCUUUUUUCUCAAAUAUUUUUUAUUCUCUACAUAUGUGAAACGAUUUAUGGUCAAUAAUUUAAAAACUUUUAUUCUCUACAUAUGUGAAAUGAUUUUAAUAUUCAGUAAUAAUAUAAUAAACAGUUUUAUGCCUA
Patella vulgata (common limpet) is the source of this 3681-nucleotide messenger RNA. Its product is annotated as dnaJ homolog subfamily A member 2. The record is from RefSeq and is a predicted model, not a curated record. Bases 60 to 1310 code for a protein of 416 amino acids. The transcript is spliced from 10 exons. Gene Ontology annotation, biological process: response to heat; protein refolding. Gene Ontology annotation, cellular component: cytosol; cytoplasm. NCBI's taxonomy places the organism in Eukaryota, Metazoa, Mollusca, Gastropoda, Patellidae. Gene Ontology annotation, molecular function: Hsp70 protein binding; ATP binding.